AUGUCGCUCGAGUUUCGUCCCCGCAUUGUCUUGCCGUCGAUUCGGCCACUAAGUGUCGCCAGGCCCAUGACCCCUUUUGCCAGGAACGUGCCGUCGCUCGCCUUCGAGAGCGAGGAACAGCGCGAGCAGAACGAAGCGAUCAUGGCCAGGUACUUUGGCGUCCCGCUGCCUCAUGGCCUACGACGCAAGACGCUGGAACUGGACCCAGAGAGUCUACGCACGCCCACGAGCGUGCCGUCCUACACCAUUGACGGGUGUUUCUUCCCCCCGUCCACGUCGCCCGUGAAGAAAGAUGGCAGGAGUUGCAGGAGCAAGACGGCCAUGACGUUAUUGCUGGACUCGCCGACGCACACGGACGGGUCCAAUGAGACGGAGUUUUCUGGAGAAGACGCUAAGCUACGCGUGAGUCGCGAACGCAAUCGCUUGCACGCCCAACGCACGCGGAUCCGCAAGCGCGAGCUGCUCGAGCGUCUCAAUGAGCAAGUGGACGCGCUGCAGGACGAGUUUGAGCUGUUGAAUCACGUCUACGACUUUCACGCGACGGCUUUGUGUCUCUUGAGACUUGGUACGAGUCACCACAACGUCCCGGGUGAGCAAGCGCUCGAGCGGAUGAUGGAUGGCGUCAGUGCGACCGAGGACUGCAAUGACGACGGACAGAUGGACGAGCGCUCUUUUCUAAAGACCAGGUGGCUCUCGCACGCGAGCGAACGAGACGACGGAAUGCACGGGCAUGAGAAGGGAUGUGGUCUUGACGAAGGUGAUGAAGGCUGCACGUGUCUGUAUGGCGUGCAGUUUCGCUCGAGCGGGAGGAGACUGCACUUGGGUACAGGCACGAGUACGGGUGUUGCUGCUACUACUGCUAGCAACAUACUUGACUGCUCGAAGGAGGAGCGUGAACGCAUGCGACGCGAACGGAACCGCUUGCACGCGCGGAGAGCUCGACUUCGGAAGAAACAGGUGCUGGAGGAGAGUCAACAGGCUGUUUACAAGCUGCAAGAACGUAACGACCGUCUUCGUAGUCGUCUAAGCGUGCUGGUGUCGUCGAUCUAUGGCUCAGAGGUAUGUCUCGACGACCCUGGCGCCACGUCCUGA
Peronospora matthiolae is the source of this 1092-nucleotide messenger RNA. NCBI's taxonomy places the organism in Eukaryota, Oomycota, Peronosporomycetes, Peronosporales, Peronosporaceae. The record is from the annotation of a GenBank genome assembly.